AUGGUCCUCAUCCCGCUCGUCCUCCACAUAAUUCGCUUAUUAUCCAAAUCUCUUCAUUGGUACAACAUGUCUUCUCCGCUCUCAGCCACUAUGUCACUCGAUGAAUUGACUCAGGUGGUUCCGCAACCCUUCGAGCUACCGUCUGACCACGUGUCGCCUCCUCCAAAGAAACAUCCGACAUUUUUGACCAAAUUAAUCAAGGUGCUCACCCAAAUCCAAAAGUACUCAUCCUACACCUUCUUGGGAUUCUUUGGACUCCACAUCGCCAGCACCGUGGUGGUGCCCGGCCUUGGUAUUAACGCCGAAAAGUGCCAGGACAUAUUUGAAAUGUGCCGAAACGUAUAUUUAGGACCACUCGUGGAGUACCUGGCCAUCUAUGCUGCUGGAGGGAUUCACUUGGCCAGUGGGAUCUGUCUUAGAGUGUUGCGGCUGUUCUCCUCAAGAACCCGUGCUCAACCCAAAGACUUUCUCAUCAAAGACGAAUACAGAGAAGACAUUGGAUUGGGUGGGCUUGGGACGCUCUUAGGACUAGGGUACAAACGCUCAUGGAUCUCUUCCACGUUCCCAUCUUUCACUCCUUUGACCUUCUCAGGCUACGUGAUGGCAGUCUGUCUCGGCUUCCAUUGGUUCAAGAUGAGGUUGGCUCCAAUGUUGGUGGAUGGAGACUCUUCCCUUGUCACGCUUAAGUACGUUACACAUUACCUCCACCAGUCACCCUUUGGCAAGUGGGGAGCAUUUUGCAAUUAUGCGAUGCUUGUGUUGCUUCUGUGGGUAUCAUUUUAUCAUAUAGUUAGUGGGCUCUUCAAGUGGAGACGACAGGUGCGUGCUCGAGCAAAGAAGAUAGCCUAUGGAGUCAUCGGUACCUUCACAUCGCUCAGUGUCAUAGCCAUUUUGCGCAUGAAUCUGUGGCCACUUGAUACUGGAUUCAUGGGAAAGCAAUUCGCCAAGUACUUGUUUGUUGAAGCAUAA
This is a messenger RNA of Sungouiella intermedia, 969 nucleotides long. NCBI's taxonomy places the organism in Eukaryota, Fungi, Ascomycota, Pichiomycetes, Serinales, Metschnikowiaceae. The record is from the annotation of a GenBank genome assembly.